UUCUCUCUCUCUCUCUCUCUCUCUCUCUCUCUCCCUCUCUCGCUCUCUCUCUCUCUCGGUAUCACUGCAGAGCUGAGCUGCAGGGGCAGCAGAGGCAGAGAGAAGAGAGCUCGAACUCCCGACGAUCAGUGAGACACAGGCAGACAGACAGACAGGCAGACAGAGAGACAGGCUCCACAGACUGACUGACAGACACGCCGCCGGACCAUGAUGGACUGGAUCAGGACAGAGAAACCCGUCUCCGGAUGAGACAGGACGGCCUGGCUUCUGAUUUUUGGGGGGACUCUACUUUAGAUACGUGGAAUAACCGACAACCCAUUGGGAGAUUUAACCCCGUGCUACCCGUGAUGGAAUAUUUACACUCUUCUCAUUUUCUAAAUUUUCUCCUUUCCUCUUCCUCCUCCUUCUCUUCCUCCACCACCUCCACCCCCUCUUCUUCACCACCUCACAUUUUGACACGCUGCUGAAGAUGCGCACGAAUGCGUCUUUUGCGCACUUUCAUUGCGACCGCCACUGACAGCGCCCGUGCUUUGUAACCUUUUGAAAGCUUAUUUCUGGUUUUUUUUUGUUUUGUUUUAUUUUUUUGUUUGUUUGUUUGUUUUAAGAACCAACAAGAGAGAGGGGAGAAAGAAAGGGAGAGACGGAGCGAGGUGUGAAUUGAAUUGAACGCGGUGCUGGUCUCAUGUUUCUCGCCUAGGGCCCGGAUGUACCGAGAGAUGCACCGGUGCGUUUUCCCAACCGGUUCCGCCGAAAGCUCUCUCUUUUUUCUCGCCUUCACCUCCAUCAUGGGGAUUAGGUAAUAUUCACUCCAUCCGAAGAAACCCUUCCCAUAAAUAAGAAUAACGGAAUACUCAAAAACUGUCCGUGUCAGGCAGUUCUUUCUUCUUUUUUUCCCCUUUUUAAUUUUUUUUUUAAUUUUAUUUUUGGGGGGCUUUUUUCCUCUUGUUAUUUUCCCUCCUCCUCUCCAGCUUUUUCCUCUCUCUCUCUCCCUCUCUCCUGCAUUCACCCAUAGGGAUAACGCCGGACUACAUUUAUGGUAAAUGAAAGCAAAAACAUGUACAUCCCGGAGGACACCCUUGAGAACCAUCAAGGCUCCGACUACUCUCCCCCUCCCCCUCUUCCUCGCCCUCCUCCCCCUGGCCUGACCAAUGAGCACAGUGGUGGUGGUAGCCAUAGCGACCAUCAUGGAGGAGGGGGCAGUGUCAACCACGGGGUGGGCGUGGUGGGCCUGGCCCCGGAGCACAUCCCCACCCCAGGAGCGGCCCUGAGCUGGCAGGCGGCCAUAGACGCUGCACGGCAGGCGAAGAUGAUGGGCAACGCCGCAUCGAGCGGAGGUGCUGGGCUUGGGUCGGGAGGGGGCGGGCCCAUCUCCACGGCCAGCUCCACGCAAAGGAAGAGACAACACUAUAGCUCUAAGCCCAAGAAACAGACCACAACUACAGCCACAAGGCCGCCACGGGCCCUGCUCUGUCUCACUCUGAAGAACCCCAUCCGCAGGGCCUGCAUCAGCAUCGUAGAGUGGAAACCAUUUGAGAUCAUCAUCUUGAUGACCAUUUUUGCCAACUGUGUGGCCUUAGCCGUCUACAUCCCCUUCCCUGAGGAUGACUCGAACGCCACCAACUCCAACCUGGAGCGUGUGGAGUAUCUGUUCCUCAUCAUUUUCACAGUGGAGGCAUUCCUGAAGGUAAUAGCCUACGGCCUGCUUUUCCAUCCCAACGCCUACCUGAGGAACGGCUGGAAUCUGCUGGACUUCAUCAUCGUAGUCGUAGGGUUAUUCAGUGCGAUCUUGGAGCAGGCCACCAAGGGGGACGGUGCCACUCCUAUCGGAGGGAAGGCAGCGGGCUUUGAUGUCAAGGCUCUGAGGGCAUUCAGAGUACUCAGACCCCUCAGACUGGUCUCUGGAGUACCCAGUUUACAGGUAGUGUUGAACUCCAUAAUCAAAGCCAUGGUCCCUUUGCUCCACAUCGCCCUGCUGGUCCUUUUCGUCAUCAUUAUCUAUGCCAUCAUCGGCCUGGAGCUCUUCAUGGGCAAGAUGCACAAGACCUGCGUUUCCGAGCAACUAUCCAUCAUUGCGGAUGAAAAGCCGGCACCUUGUGCACCUGACGGAGCUUAUGGCCGACACUGUACACGUAAUGGAACGAUUUGCAAAAUGGGAUGGGAGGGCCCUAACGACGGCAUCACCAACUUUGACAACUUUGCCUUCGCCAUGUUGACGGUGUUCCAGUGUAUAACCAUGGAGGGCUGGACGGAUGUGCUUUACUGGGUGAAUGAUGCAGUAGGGUACACGUGGCCCUGGGUGUAUUUUGUCACCUUAAUCAUCAUCGGAUCCUUCUUUGUACUAAACUUGGUUCUGGGGGUAUUGAGCGGAGAGUUUUCCAAGGAGAGGGAGAAGGCAAAGGCACGUGGUGACUUCCAGAAACUCAGAGAAAAACAGCAGCUGGAGGAGGACCUCAAGGGCUAUUUAGACUGGAUCACUCAGGCUGAAGACAUUGACCCAGAGAAUGAAGAGGAGGGCAUGGACGAUGACAAACCCAGAAACCUGAGCAUGCCAGCCAGUGAGAAUGAAUCAGUCAACACAGACAACGUCCCCGGGGGAGACGUGGAGGGGGAGACCUGCUGUACUCGGCUAGCAAAUAGGAUCUCCAAAUCCAAGUUCAGUCGAUACUCUCGGAGGUGGAACAGGCUGUGUAGGAGGAAGUGCCGGGCAGCGGUUAAAUCACAGAUUUUCUAUUGGCUGGUCAUCUUCCUGGUUUUCCUCAACACUCUGACCAUCGCCUCUGAACAUCACCGGCAGCCUCAGUGGUUAACUGAUGUGCAGGAUAUAGCAAACAAAGUGUUGCUGGCUCUGUUCACUGGUGAGAUGCUGUUGAAGAUGUACAGUCUGGGUCUGCAGGCCUACUUUGUCUCGCUGUUCAAUCGCUUCGACAGCUUUGUAGUCUGUGGAGGAAUUCUUGAGACCAUACUGGUGGAAACCAAGAUCAUGUCUCCUCUGGGCAUCUCUGUGUUACGUUGUGUGCGCUUGCUGCGAAUCUUCAAAAUAACCAGAUACUGGAACUCCUUGUCCAACCUAGUGGCCUCCCUGCUAAACUCAGUUCGCUCCAUCGCUUCCCUGCUGCUCCUGCUCUUCCUCUUCAUCAUCAUCUUCUCCCUACUGGGCAUGCAGCUCUUUGGGGGAAAAUUCAACUUUGACGAGACUCGACGCAGCACCUUUGACAACUUUCCCCAGUCACUGCUCACUGUGUUUCAGAUCCUGACAGGAGAGGACUGGAACUCUGUGAUGUAUGAUGGCAUCAUGGCGUACGGUGGGCCGUCCUUCCCCGGCAUGCUGGUCUGCAUCUACUUCAUCAUUCUCUUCAUCUGCGGAAACUAUAUCCUACUGAAUGUCUUCUUGGCCAUUGCUGUGGACAAUCUGGCAGACGCUGAGAGCUUGACAUCUGCCCAGAAAGAAGAGGAAGAAGAGAAGGAGAGGAAAAAACUGGCCAGGUUGGCCAGUCCAGAGAAGCGCCAUAACAACGAGAAGCCCCCUCUGGAGGAGGAGAAGAAGGAGAAGAUAGAGCUGAAGUCCAUCACUUCUGAUGGGGAGACCAACACUGGAACUAAGAUUAACAUGGAUGAGUACUGUGGAGAUGAGAGUGAAGAGAAGAACCCGUAUCCUGCCAAUGAUUACAUAGGAGACGAUGACGACGAGGAGCCAGAGAUGCCAGUGGGCCCGAGGCCGCGACCACUCUCCGACAUUCAGCUGAAGGAGAAGGCCAUUCCCAUGCCCGAGGCGCGCGCUUUCUUCAUCUUCAGCCACACAAACAAGUUCAGGGUUCUGUGCCAUAAGAUCGUCAACCACAACAUCUUCACCAACCUCAUCCUCUUCUUCAUCCUGCUCAGCAGCAUCAGUCUGGCUGCGGAGGACCCGGUCAAAAAUGACUCCUUCAGAAACCAGAUCCUUGGUUAUGCGGACCAUGUCUUUACUGGACUCUUUACCAUCGAGAUCAUUCUUAAGAUGACAGCCUAUGGAGCCUUCCUGCAUAAAGGUUCAUUCUGUAGAAAUUAUUUCAAUAUUCUGGACCUGGUGGUGGUCAGUGUGUCCCUCAUCUCCUCUGGAAUACAGUCCAGCGCAAUUAAUGUGGUGAAGAUCCUGAGAGUUUUGCGAGUGCUCAGACCACUGAGGGCCAUCAACAGAGCCAAGGGGCUAAAGCAUGUAGUGCAGUGUGUGUUUGUGGCAAUCAGGACCAUCGGCAACAUUGUCAUCGUCACCACGUUGCUCCAGUUUAUGUUUGCGUGUAUUGGAGUACAACUCUUUAAGGGCAAGUUCUUCUUCUGCACUGACAGCUCUAAACAAACUCAAGCAGAGUGCAGGGGCUCCUACAUUAUGUAUAAGGACGGUGAUGUGGGGAAGCCUCAAAGAGCCCAGAGAGUGUGGGAGAACAACGACUUCAACUUUGAUGACGUCCUGCAAGGCAUGAUGGCCUUAUUUGCUGUGUCAACUUUCGAGGGCUGGCCAGGAUUACUGUAUCGGGCCAUAGACUCUCACGCCGAGGACGUUGGGCCCAUCUACAACUACCGCGUGGUCAUCUCCAUCUUCUUUAUCAUCUACAUCAUCAUCAUCGCCUUCUUCAUGAUGAACAUCUUCGUUGGUUUCGUCAUUGUCACAUUCCAGGAGCAAGGAGAGCAAGAAUAUAAGAACUGUGAACUGGACAAGAACCAGCGUCAGUGUGUGGAGUAUGCUUUGAAGGCACGCCCAUUGCGUCGCUACAUUCCCAAGAACCCGUACCAGUACAAGGUGUGGUAUGUGGUCAACUCCACCUACUUUGAGUACCUGAUGUUCACACUCAUUCUUCUCAACACCAUCUGUCUGGCCAUGCAGCAUCAUGGACAGACCAAAAAUUUCAAUGAUGCCAUGAACAUCCUCAACAUGCUCUUUACUGGACUCUUCACAGUGGAGAUGAUCCUUAAACUGAUCGCCUUCAAACCCAGGGGGUACUUUAGUGAUCCCUGGAAUGUGUUUGAUUUCCUCAUCGUAAUUGGCAGCAUAAUAGACGUCAUUCUCAGUGAGAUCAACCCAGCUGACUCCUCCUCGUCCUCCUCCUCUUCGUCCUCCUCCUCCUCCUCUUCCUCCUCUCACCCCCCUGCGGUAAGGCCAACGGUACGCUCCGACGGUAACCUCGUCAGCCUUCCUCCCUCCUCCACCAUCCUUCCAUCCUUAAAUGCUUCCAUCCCUGCAUCCAUGGGACUGCAGAACUCUGAAGAGAACGCCAGGAUCUCCAUCACCUUCUUCCGGCUGUUCCGCGUGAUGAGGCUGGUGAAGCUGCUGUCUCGCGGGGAAGGGAUUCGGACCCUGCUGUGGACCUUCAUCAAAUCCUUCCAAGCACUGCCCUACGUAGCUCUGCUUAUAGUGAUGCUAUUCUUCAUAUAUGCUGUCAUCGGCAUGCAGAUGUUUGGUAAGAUAGCGCUGCGGGACCACACAGAGAUCAACAGGAACAACAAUUUCCAGACAUUCCCUCAGGCAGUGCUGCUGCUCUUCAGAUGUGCGACAGGCGAGGCAUGGCAGGAGAUAAUGCUGGCUUGCACGCUCAAUCGGCCGUGUGAAAAAGGAUCGACCAAUGAGAACAGUUCGUCCAACGAGGACUGUGGCAGUCAGUUCGCCAUCAUUUACUUUGUCAGCUUCUACAUGCUCUGUGCCUUUCUGAUCAUCAACUUGUUUGUUGCCGUCAUCAUGGACAAUUUUGACUACUUGACACGUGAUUGGUCGAUCCUGGGGCCGCAUCAUCUCGAUGAAUUCAAGAGAAUCUGGGCUGAAUAUGACCCAGAAGCUAAGGGGAGGAUAAAGCACCUGGAUGUGGUGACUCUGCUGCGGAGAAUCCAGCCUCCCCUCGGCUUUGGAAAGCUCUGUCCACACAGGGUGGCCUGCAAGCGCCUGGUGUCGAUGAACAUGCCUCUGAACAGCGAUGGUACAGUGAUGUUCAACGCCACUCUGUUUGCCCUGGUCAGAACCGCACUCAGGAUCAAGACAGAAGGGAACCUGGAGCAGGCCAAUGAGGAGCUGAGGGCAAUAGUGAAAAAGAUCUGGAAGAGGACCAGCAUGAAGCUCUUGGAUCAAGUAGUGCCCCCUGCUGGUGAUGAUGAGGUCACUGUCGGGAAGUUCUAUGCUACCUUCCUCAUCCAGGAAUAUUUCCGCAAGUUUAAGAAGAGGAAAGAACAAGGGCUGGUGGCCAAGGUGCCCCCCAAAACUGCCCUCUCUCUGCAGGCGGGCCUGCGGACAUUGCAUGACAUUGGUCCAGAGAUUCGGAGGGCCAUCUCUGGAGACCUGACCGUGGAGGAGGAGCUGGAUAAAGGCUUGAAAGAGCCUGUGUCAGCUGCAUCCGAGGACGAUAUCUUCAGGCGUACAGGUGGGUUGUUCAGCAACCACGUCAACUACUACAACCAGAGCGAUGGUCGCAGUUCCUUCCCGCAGUCCUUCACUACUCAGCGUCCCUUACACAUCAGCCAGAAGGGCUCCCCCUGCGAAGGCGAGAGCCCGUCCCACGAAAAGCUCAUGGAUUCAACCACUUUCACCCCUUCCUCGUACUCAUCAUCAGGUUCCAACGCCAACAUCAACAACGCCAACAACACCGGCAUGGCAGGGGUGGCAACCCAGGGAAUCAGUCGGUUCCCAAGCCCGUCCAUAAGCACUGUGGACGGGCACACGGGGCAGCCACUCACCCCGAUCCUGCUGCCAAGAUCUGCGUGGUGCUUUCCUCCGAAGAGCUCUGACUCAAGUGACAGCCGUCUGCCGAUCAUCCGGAGAGGCGAGGGAUCGACGGAGGAGACGUACGAUGAGAGCUACGGUGACGACAGGGAGUACCACGAGGACGACCACUCGCUCUCCUCCGACAUGCUGGUGUAUCAUGAUGACACAUGUAAGCAGUUGACUCCCAUGGAGGAAGGAGAGGAGAUAGAAGACAGAAGAGGAGGAGGGUGGCAGUCUCCCAGGAGAGUCUUCCUCUGCCCCACUUCUCUGGGGCGGAGAUCAUCCUUCCAUCUGGAGUGUCUCAGGAGACAGUCAAGGCCAGAUGUCUCCCAGAAGACGGCUGUUCCCCUGCACCUUGUACAUCAUCAGGCUCUGGCAGUUGCAGGGUUGAGUCCUCUGCUAAGAAGGAGUCACUCACCUACACUCUUCAGCCGGCUGUGCUCCACGCCUCCAGCCAGUCCCACAGCCCAUGGCAGUGAUGCCUCCUACCAGCGAGUGCCCUCUCUGAGGCUAGAGGGCUCCAACUCCCAUGAAAAGCUCAAUACCAGCUUGCCCUCUGUCAACUGUGGGCCCUGGUACAGCGACAGUAAUGGGAACAGCAGGGUGCCCAGUCCAAGCCCGAGCGUGUCUGUGUCCAAUCAAAGGCCACGGCCAGUGUCGCUCACAGUACCCUCACUGCUGGGAAAAGACUCCAGUUCGCUGUCUCACGGCAGCGCAGGCAGUCUGGUGGAGGCGGUGCUAAUAUCAGAGGGCUUGGGUCAUUUUGCCCAGGAUCCGUCGUUCAUCGAGGUGACCAAAGCCGAGUUGGCCGACGCCUGCGACAUGACCAUCGAGGAGAUGGAGCACGCCGCCAGCAACAUUCUCAACGGCAACACCGCCAUGAACACCACAUCCAGUACCUCCUCCACCUCCCAGCACAGCCCCAACGGCAACCUCCUCCCCUUCCACACAGCAGCAGCAGCAGCAACGCACAGGGACCAAGCGGUCAGCGAGGGCGGGGACGAGGCUGGAGGAAGCAGAGGCUCCGUCCAUGGGCCUUCCUCGGUGGAGGAGCGGCAGGUGCUGCUAGCGGGUGGGAGGGGACGAGAAGAGGAGGAGGAAGAGGCAGAAGUGAUGGAGGAGGGGCACCACAUAAGCUCUGCUGUGAUUGGAGGAGCACGGCAGAGGAACAGCGGGCUGUUGGAGGACGAGGAUAUGGAAUGUGUGACGAGUUUGUAGGAGUCGGCUUGACAGGUUCAAUCGGCCGACUGGCCCCUCUGACAUCAUCAGAAACUGACACUUGUCAGUGCUGGGUAACAGCGCCGCAGCUGGCUCUGUCUGUCCCCGCCCCUUACACACACACACACACACACACACACACACACACACACACUCACACAAAUUGUCUGCCUCUCUGCCAGACGUAAAUGCUCUGGACAUUGGCGGCCAGUAACGCAACCUUACACAUCUGGUUCUGACUUUGAUGGUUUCUAUGAGUUUGUAUGUGUGUGAAUAUUUGUAGUGAAGUAUAUCACACUAUACUCUAUACUAUCUGAGCGUAUGCUUGUGUGUAUGUGUGUGUGUGUGUGUGUGUGUCCUAUGAUUUUCUCUAUUUGUAUGUGUACAUGAGUACGUGUGUUCUCCACACGUGUCUGAGUGUGUCUCUAAAGUGCCUCACAGUUUUAUCAUGUCCUCAAAGUGUGAAGAGCAAAAGAGUAGAGACAAGAAAAAAAAGCAAAGGGAAAGCAGGGAUGAAGGAAAGGUAGCAAGGAAACAACAGAAUUUGUUUCCUGCAGAUUUCCUGCAGUUGACACAGUGUGUUUAUUGUUUUCAUUUCCUCUGCUUAUGUUGGUGUUGUGUUAUUGUGUUUGUCUGGCCGCCAUGAAGCCAGGUAGGGGACAGCAGGCCAGCUUUUGGGGGGCAUCUGUUAAGGAUUCAAAUCUGACCGCACCUACUUGAGGUCAAAGGUCAACUCCUCCUUCUUGGUCCACUGAUGAUGAAGCGCUGUAUUAGAGUAAACGGGGGGCAAGGAAAACCCUGUUUGAAAUCUCAUUUCUCUUCCUCUUCCAAAGCUAAGGAACCUUGGAGCACAGCCCUGCCAGCUUGGGGGUGGGAUGAAGGUGACACGCCACCCCCAGCCAAGGGGGGGAAGGAUUUGAGGGAUGGACCAACAGCCACAACAGGGCUGCUGUAGGGGGCCAUGGGCAGAGAGACACUCUCUGGCCAACAGAAAUCUUGCCAGCUCCUUUAUCUGCUGGCCGAUGAGACGCCAGUGAGAGACAAACUCACCUCGUCUGUCACCUUUCCUCCGCCGCUUCUACUCGUUUGGCCACGCCCACUUCCUGCCCCAAACAGGAAGUGGGAGGAGCAUUUGGUGGCUAGGCAGCGACAGGGAGCCCCCUUUUCUGCCUCAUACCUCGCCGUUCCUCACUCCUCCCUCUUUCCUUCCUCCCUCCUCCUUGGGUAUUCCACCAUCUGUCUCCCUCCAUCGCUGGGUUUUUGCUUUUUCAGCCCUCGGGAGGCGAGUGUGUCAAACAGGGCAACAGAGAUGGAGGGCGCAGUAGAGAACGGGAGUGACUGAUUGAAAAGAAAACAGACUCUGGGCAUGGAUCUACAUGGGAUCUGUCCGUCAGUCAACCUCACUUCCUUCUCCCGCCUCUUCCUCUCAGCGUGGAAUCCUGUUGGAUUUGCUGCCACACACUCUCCCUACAGACCACGCCCACAAUGUAUUUAACAGUUCAAUAUUGUGCAAAACUGGCUAGCCAUGACUAAUUUGUUUUAUAUUCAUGAUGUUAUUGGUUUAAUUUAUCCUUGAUUUGUUUGCACAAUCGGGGUGCUGGUCUUAUAAAUGUAUUUUUGCUCGGUUUAUUUUAGGAGAAUUUUAAGAGGUUUUAAGUAUCGAAGCAGGGCGUAGUGUUUGCGUGCGAGUGUAUAACUAUAUUUGUGCGUGCGCGCGUGUGUGUCUGCGUUUUAGUACAGGAUGUAUGCGUGUGUGCGAAUGCGUGAGAUAGAGUGUAUCCAAAAGGGGGGUCUUUCUCUCUAUCAGUAUGCACCUUUUACAGAUUGUAUCUAUUUAUUUAUUUAUUUUUCCCAGAAGAGAAAAAAAUGUGUGUGAGGAUGUACGUUUGUAUGUACGUGUGAGUGAUUACUUACGUAUUCUAAAAAGCUGAUUUUAAGCCUAGACAGUAAAUUAAGGUAGCAUUACAAGUAUGGUAUUGUGUGCGUGUGUGUGCGUAUGCGUGUGUGUGUGUGUGUGAUAAUGGGCCUCCUUAACACAGGGUUACCAUGGACAGGCAUGCUUCCAAAGCUUUGUGGUUUCUUUAGCACGGUUUUUACUUUUUAGCCAAGCUGCAGAUUCAGAAGCCACUCUGUCUUUUGAAAAUUAGUCAUUGCGUAACUUUCCUUUAUUUUUCCGUUUAGAGCUAGUUAGGCAUAAGGUCUCCAGCGAGGUCAGAGUGAUGGUCAAGUUUACAGCGGCGAUGAGUUUCGGCAUUGCGGCUUAGGCCGGAAGGUAACGAGUCUUUUGGCUUCCGCUGCUGCUUCUUCUUUAUGGUGGAUGGUUGCUCUGAACGGUAGAAGCACCAAAUCUGUAAUGCCACAGUGAUGUUUCAUGAAUGAACUUGGGGGAUGAUGACGCUAUGACGCUAGUUCAUCAUUUAAUUGUAGUUUAACCUCCAAAUGACCUAUUAGGGCUGGUGUGCAGAUGCUGCAAGACUUCUGAGUCACAUCUCUUUGUCAUGAUGAGUUAUUAUUGAUUUUUUAUCAUUGUUAGAAAUAAAACAGUUCCCUGUCUGUAGUAUCAUUUACUAGUAAAACUAAGUACUGUCAAAAUUAUGCUACAAACAGAAAUUUACUGUUAAUUUAUAAGAUGUGGUAAUUGUUUUGGUAUAUUCUUGGAUAUAAAUUCAAAAAACUGUCAUCUUGGAAGGAAGUUUCAUCCCAGUCUUUUCAUUUAUUUUUUUCUAAUGAGUUUCAGGUAGCGCAUCAAUUUUUAUUGAUCUUUCUGUAUUAUGGCAUUGGUAUGUCCCUAUUGGUGUUGUAUCUUCUCCCAAAAAAACAACAUUCCUUGUCACAUAUUAGACGGCUUUAUAGUAUUUAAAGCUGAAAUUUAUCAGUUCAGCUCUUAAACUUUGGACAACGUAAUUGUUGUUUCCACCAUGCUAAGAUACUGGGAUAGUGCUGAAAGUCUGUAUCUUACCAGACCAGUGCUCACAUUGCAGAUACAUCUCAGUGAUAAAGUCAGUUUCAUGUUAAGGUUACAGUAUUAAAAAGAGUACUUCAGAACUCUUGUUAGCUUAAAAUGUUGCUUAAAAGAAAAAUCUCUCAAAACGUCACACUGAAUUACCACUCAGAGAUCACAUGUCAGCUUAAAGCCAUUAGUUUUUCACUUUCAUUUUCCCAUCAGCAGCUAAUUGCUGAACUCUCAUACAUGUUGAGCAGAGCAGGUUUGUGGCAGGGGAGGGUACGCGUGAACACACUGCCAUACACUGCAUCCUGUGCCAGUAACAGACUUCUGACAUUAUUAUGCAAACUUAAUGUGAAUGUUGAACGUGUUCUUCGUGGCAGUGCUAUCGUUGUUUUGUGGUUAUGAUCAAACUGCGUGCCCUGAAGAAGUCUGUAAUGUCAAAGGAAAUACUCUCCCUGAUAUUUAGACUGUUGUUUUUUUUUUCUUCCUAAAAAAGCUUCAGUGUUUCGUUUUUUCUUUCACUUUUUCCAAAAGCACCUCAUUAAAAUAGUUCUUUAUUCAAUCAACUUGGUACCAUAAGCUAACAGGCUUCUUUGCAGCUAGUGGCUCCAUUUCAGUUUAAGCUGUUUCUUUUGGUCAUACAAGCUAGGAAGGUAGGUUUAGGUGUAUGGUCACACAGGUCAGUGCGUGUGCAUGGAGGCAUCUUGGUUCAGUGUUUUAUUAUCCAAUUUAUAUCUCCCUUUGUGCUUUCAGUUUUGUUUCCCCACUUUGUAGAAUCAAUCCUGUUAAAGUUAAUUUAAGCCUGAAUUUAAAUUCCCCUCCUGGUUAUUUAUGCUAAUUUACUUGACAAACCUAAAGGCUAUUAGGUCUAAAUUCUCAAUCCUAAAUGUAACCAAAAGGCACUCGAAUUGUAAAGUAGUAGUUUUUGAACUCAAGCUGCUACAUAUGAGCAGGUGUGCUUUCUAUGGAACCAUUUUGUUUCGUAUAGCAACAACAGCUAUGAAUGUCACUCUCUCAAGGCAGUUUUGAUAAGAAAAAAAAUGACAAUAAUCACUUUAAUUAUCCAACACAGACUUGACCAGGUUAAAAUCAGGACGGGAAGAUUUCCACAAGGCUGCAUCACUCAGAAACUACAUUCACGUUGAAUCCUUUACUUUUUGCGUUUCUAAUUACUGUUCAUUUACAUAUUGUAGACACACACACACACACACUCCUAUAAAGUAACACUGCAUAUCAGAAGUGCCGAACAGGGCUUUGUUUCUGUCUGAUUAAAAGGUUCUUUGGUUUCAAAUGCAGCUGAGAGAGAUUCAGAGGCCUGUGGUGCCCCGUGUGGCGUGGAGCAGCAUUGCAGCUUUUCUGUCCUGUACAGGUGAACGUGAACAGUGAGGUGUUGUGUUGCAGUAUAUGGUAUGAGUGGGUGUAAUCCCGCAUCCCACAAGAUAUGCAAAAACAAUGCAAUAACUAUGACUGUAUACAAGGUUCCCGAAGUAAAUAUACUUGUGAAAAGUGAAAAAAAAAAUCAAUAUCAUGACAAUGUUUUUUGUUUCCUUUUUGUUUGUUUUUUUAGUUUGUUACACUUUUAAGUAAACUCAGUGGUUUCAUUGCCAGAGAAACCUAACAUACUUGAAAUCAGGUACAUUGCAGUGCAGUAUAGUGAAGAUGUGAUUAUUUAUCUUUAUCGUUCCAGGGUGUUGGGUUUGCAUCUGCAGUCAGAAAUGUGUGUUGAGAUGGCAGCAUGAAAUUGAUGGUGUUUUUUUUUUUGUUUGUUUGUUUUUUUUUGUUUUAGUUUUUUUUUUGCUCAUGGUUUAACAUCAAGACAGUGGAGAGACCCAGAACGAACAGCUGAUCUCUUAUCAGCAAAAACAAGUAACUUCAUGACUCAGUAGGUUUUUGUCCCUUUUCUCUUGUUUAUUUCCACUUUGUUUCCAAGUGGGUCGAGCUGCCACUGUGGGCGUACAAUCAGUAUUGCAUGCUGUUCACGUGCCAGGUUUUGCAGUUUUGUAUUUAUCAGGUUAAGUAUCAUGUCACACUACAACAGAGUAGCUAUUUAUAUUUGGUGUACAUAUGAUUGAAGUCAGUAUUUCUUCUCCACAUAAACAUCUGACUGUGAACUGCAGUGGAGGGGUGUUUCCACGGUAAUUUUGCAUAUCUUGUGUCUUUGGGGUCUCUUGGUUCAGUUUCUGAUUGUUAUCCUUGAGAAGGACGGAGCUCAUGUUCAUAUGAUUGUGAGAAGGUUGAGAGAAAAAGCAAACCGAAGGAUUUUUACCCCCCAGUUUCGACUACUUCUGCCUACACGUUGCCGUAGUUUUUCUUCAACUUCUAUUUGUUUUAUCCUCGUCUGGCGUGUUGAAGUGGGGAACAAGUUAUAAAUGGACCAAACUACCCAUAAUUAUUAGCUUUUCAUGAAAACAUUGGCGGAUAUAGUGUUGGUCCCGCAAACACAUGCACACUUUGUUGCUUACUUGUUUUAUUUAAACACAGUCAGUCAGUGUUGUCCUGCAGUGUAAUCUACAAAGGAAAAACAUGGAAAUAACCACAGCGACUACUACUUUGCAACUAUUUAAGUUUGAUAUUUCAUGAAGUUGAUGCACUCACAAGAAGAAAAAUGGUAGAAAUUUAUGCAUCAGAUGUCGACAUUCAGCCCCUAGCGUGGGUCAAACUCCCAAAUAUGAUACGUACUACAUUUCCCACAAUUCAACACGUCCUCUGUAGGUCUUUUGAUCUCCAUGCCCUCAGUUUUCAAUGCAGACUACAACUGCAUUAGUUGUAGUACACGUCACGGUGUGUAAACUAGCCCUGUGUACGCGUAAAAUGUAUGGAGUGGCCCUUUAAACAAAAAAAGAAAAGCUCAUUACAGGUAGUUCCCGAGAGUUGUCAGAAUACGACAAAUAAAAUAUUUUGAUACUAAGUGUAUUUCCUCAAGAAAAAGCAAAAGAUAGAGAGAGAGAGGAAAGGCUCGGUUCAUCGACGGAUGACAAUCUGACAGUUUGAGGCAGCGGUUGUUUUGUCUGAGUAAGAAUGUCAGAUGGAGAUUUUUUUUUUUUUUUUUUUUUUGCUUUUAUUUCAUCAUAUUUGACAUUCAGGGUGGUCUGACAUGGUGAAUUAUAUAUCCAAGUGAUGUUUUUUGUGCAUGGGUUUCUCUCUCUAGGGAUAUAAAGUAUUGGUCCUAUGUGAAUGAUAAUGUCUUUUGUCUCACCACUAGCCAAUGAUUGUAUAUUUUUAUAUACCAUCUACUAUAGCAAGAUAUAUAUGGAUAUAUUAUAAUAUUUAAUCACCAGAAUGUUUGAGCAAGGAAAAGGCAGGACACUUAUUUGGGAAUGUAAGUUACUGAAAUAUUGGUCAUGAAAAUGUGUUUAUAUAAUAGGCCUACUGACUGGGGGUCAGUAUGAAUUUAUUGAGCAAAGGAAUCAUGUAGUUAUAUUUACUGAAGAAGAGACAUCGUAUGAUUAAGCUGAUGGCUUAUAGGGCUUUUCGGUCAUUUCACAACAGUCUUUGUUGUGGCUUUUCGGCCCAUAGAAAUAUGGCUUUGUUUAAAUAUGAUUAGCAGCAGAACAAAAAUAAGUUUUCAUUUUUAGUGAUUUUUAAAUAAGGCCACACGAAAUCUACCCAUUGGCAGUGCUGCGAGUCCAGAAGCAGGAGGCUCUUUGUUUAGCCACCAGGGAAUAGAAACUCAAAUUUAACAACCUGACAUCCACUUUAAAUUUUCAAGCAACAUAAUCUGGAAUCUAAAAUCUGUUUGCCAGCGUUUGUUUUGUUUUGUUUUGUCUUGUCGUGAAGUGUUUUGACAUGAACCUACCAGCAGUCUGUCGGUGCAGGUCAGAGUCUGGACAUUUUCCUACUGUAGCACUGAGAGACCAGCGUCUCUUUCACAAGUCCUACAUCAGCAACACACGCACAUAAACACACUGUACACUUUUGCAAAUGCAUUACUUAAGCUAUUAAAGGCAUCUAACCAAAAAGAAAAAAAAAUCCACCUUUCAAGGACUAGAUCUCUCUAUGCUUUGAGCCAUGAAAAUCAUGUAGCUUCAAUUUUUUUCUUCCAGGAAAGGAAUUAGAGGACUUGAACUACAUCUAUAAGGCAGACAGGGACAGAGUUCUGGACAAUGUGUUCAUGCAGCAUUAAAAAGACACACACACACACACACACAAAAAGAUGUGUUGGAUUUAGUCUGGAAAAGAAAAAUCUAUCAGAUUUUAUUUUAUUGUGGCAUCUAAAAAUGUUGAAUUUAUGUGCUUGGGGGCGAUGAAAACUCUAAAAUAUUUUCCGUUUGUGUGGAAGAGCUGCUAUACGUGUACAUGAAUAAAUUUCAAGCUGCUCAGUAUUAAGAAAAGAUGUCAUCUGCCAUGCUUUAACAAAUAUAGUGUUUUACACACACACACCAUUUAAAAAGUAUUAAGAGUUUUGUGUUUUUCCUCAGCUAUACACAGAUAUGUCUUACCUGUCAGAGAGAGUGAGACAGGAGAGCAGGAGUCGUGUUGUUUUUUCCUGCCUCCGUCGCUCACAUUUCCUCACGUGGAUCUGCCAUCACUGCAACAGAUAUAUUUUCUAAACAGAAGUGUUUGUCUAUCGCCGUUUGAUCCUGACAAACAUAUUUUAAGAGGACUAUUUUGAAUAUAGACUUUAUUUUCCUUUAUUUCUAGGUAAAAAUAAAUAAUCAGCACUAGCCUGUGUCGUCGUAGGAAUCUCAUAAAAUCCUAAUCAAAUAUGAAUUCCCUUUUCGGGAGAAACGAGAGAGGACGGUCUCUUUGUUUCUCCGUUGUACAGAUGUUAUUAUGAUGCCACGCCAAUGAACGCUUUGAGAAAUGGAACAGAAGGUGAAAGAGGAGAUAUGUUAUUAAAUACAAGUUUAUAUUGCAAGUCUCUUUUAUUUUAGAUAUUAUAUAUAGAAACAAUAUAUCUAAAUUAUAAGAUAUUGAAUGAAAGUUUGAUGGAUUUUGCAGAGAAAGAAAUCUUGUUGUUGUUUGAAGGGGAAUGCAGCCCGAGGAGGACAAAAUUGUUUUAAUGUUUUUUUACCAUCAGCUGAAUGUUUGUGUUAAGUUCACAAAUUAUUACCAAUAAGUUUCCUUUGUGUGAAAUUUAGCUUUUGUCUGUUGCCAGUGCAAGAGCAGGACUUUUCGAGAGAAACAAAGUAUAGUGGGAUAAUAGUUAUUUAAUUCCAAGAUUUAGGCAGAAGUGGUGCAUUACACAGAAUGACAGUGACACAGUAUAUAGACGGAUGAUUGAUUAUGAGGAACACAUUUAUAGCCUGAAAAAAGUUGUAAUAAUUGGAUAUAACUGUAUGGAUUGGACUGGUGUCACAGAGUUUCAAAACCGAAAUCAACUGAAAGAAUCUUGAACCAACCUUCUGCAUAUUGUGCUGCUCUGGCUCACAGUGACACUUAAAUGCAUGUGAAGUCUUGAGACAAUAUAAUCUGUUCACUGGAAAUGAUGGUGAGGAACAUAAAUAUGGUUUAAUUACAACCCUCUUCCUUUUCCCCGGGGCUGCUCAGCCCUAAAAUGAACCAAAUAGGUUACACUUGCUUGCCCAGUAGAUUUAGAAAUGACAUGUAGGAUAGUUAGAUACGAGUCACCCACUGGGUGGUAGCACAUACAGCAGCACUCCUGUAUGAACAUUUAGGACGACUGUUAGUGUUGUAAGGAUCCUUAAAGCCUUGUGUUCAUCACUCAUUCCUUCUUUCACUGCUCUUCACCCACUCAAAUGAAUAAUAAAUGAUAAAGCAGAUCUAUCCAUCUAUCAGACACAGAGGUUACUCCUGAUGUUUCGCUUUUUUUUUGGAGAAGAACGCUGCGCCCGCAGUCUGUCCAUUGAGCGGAGGACUUUUCCGUACCUACCAGCUAUAGUUUCAGUGACUUUCUUCGGGAUAUCACAACAGCUAACAAGUCUCAGCUCUGAAGGUGUGGCAGCAGCUUAACGAUGCAGACUUCCUGUGCUGUGUCCUGUGACUUCAGUGCUUCUGGUGUUUGUCCUUCAGUGGAGCCAUGAAUGUCUCGCUUGCCUCCCUGCAUCUUCUACGUCUCUCUCUAACUUCACUGACGAGAGCUUCUUAUCGUUGUGCCAUGAAUGAUAAAGAUUUCAUCCCUUGAAUGUAGGACGCGGUGACGCUCAUAUCAGUGUUCUUACAUAUCUG
Scatophagus argus is the source of this 17015-nucleotide messenger RNA. It is a transcript of the gene cacna1c, whose product is annotated as calcium channel, voltage-dependent, L type, alpha 1C subunit. Lineage: Eukaryota; Metazoa; Chordata; Actinopteri; Scatophagidae. The transcript has 51 exons. The coding region runs from base 1034 to 7939 and encodes 2301 amino acids. Gene Ontology annotation, cellular component: voltage-gated calcium channel complex; membrane. Gene Ontology annotation, molecular function: high voltage-gated calcium channel activity. Gene Ontology annotation, biological process: calcium ion import across plasma membrane. The record is from RefSeq and is a predicted model, not a curated record.